AUGGAGACGAGAGUCAUGGCCACCAUAACGACACCGACGCCUAUAGUCGAGUAUUUGGCCAUUUCUUCGUUAAGUCCGGCCGAAAACGCCAUCGAGAAGUACUCAUUCUUACCAUUCACUGUAUUUUUGGCCAUAUUUUGGAUCUUCACGUAUUGGAAAGUUCCCGAAACCAAGAACAGGACCUUCGAGGAGAUAUCGGCGCUCUUCAGGAAAGACGACUUCAUAGCCAUAGAUGACGUGCAGUUCUCUCACAAAUCAAGUUCUGGUGAUAUGUUUUCGCAUAAGUCAAGCAGUGGUGAUAUCAUCUUCGAUGAGAAGACGUUAGAGUCAUGUAAGCGUUAUCUCCAUCAUCACCAUCACUGCCAUUACGGCGACUCUUCCGACGCUAUUAUACCGCACACAACACCACCACCACCUAACAUACCGCACACCAGUAGGAAAAAAGUAACGGUCGCCGCGUUUAACGACAAUGACUUCACACCUAAUCAUGUGAUCAUUGAAGACCAACUCUGACAAUGACUUACCAUUUGUUAUACAAUACAAUGACUUGUCUUUUGAACGUAUGGAUCAAAACU
Molecule: messenger RNA, 575 nt
Organism: Oppiella nova
Lineage: Eukaryota; Metazoa; Arthropoda; Arachnida; Sarcoptiformes; Oppiidae
Source: the annotation of a GenBank genome assembly